AUGUAUGGAAUCCCAACUUCGAAAUAUGCUGGUGACCGACUAAGUAAAACAAUGAGGGGAAGAAGACCGGUGAGAGAAGAGAGGUUUUCGAUGGCGAUUUAUGUCCUCCGGUGCUCAAUCAGUGUCGCCGGUGACGUUGAUCGGAGUGUGGCAGUGCUCUUUAGGGUACAUCAGAUACGAGUAAAUAUGGCAGCAACUCCCCAAAAUGUUGAGAUGGAAGCAGCAAAGUUCCUGCAUAAGCUUAUUCAGGAAUCCACCGACGAGCCCACAAAAUUGGCUACAAAACUACAUGUGAUUUUGCAGCAUAUGAGAUCCAGUGGAAAGGAAAAUUCAAUGCCAUACCAAGUUAUAUCAAGGGCUAUGGAGACAGUUAUAAAUCGACAUGGUCUUGACAUUGAGGCUUUAAUGUCACAAAGACAACCGUUGACCAGUGGGAGUCAACCUGGAGAUUCAUCCUUAUCCCAAAUUGCAGGUCCUUCACAGCAAACUGCAGUGGAAACUGACUCCAAAAAACCUCUAACUACUGAAGACACAGCAAAAAUUGCAACAUUUUCAAGCAAACCAUUACAUGGUCCUAGCAGUGCUGGUCAUGAUAUCUAUCAAGGAUCUGCAAAUCAACUUAACUCUAUGAAGAGUCAUGGAUCAAAUGCUGGUCUCUCUGGUUCAUAUGAAUCAUCAGAACCUGGGAAUCCACUAUCCAUGCAGUUCAGCAAUUCGUAUGAUAACCAGACUGCUGCAAUGUUGAUGCAUAAAACACCAGCUGGAAAGGCAUUGGAUCAUGAAGGAGGAUUUUCAAAUGUGAUGGCAAAUGCAAGCAAGACACUUCCAGGUGGCAUCUCAAACAAUGUUGCUGAAAUGGGUUUGCUUCGAAAUGAAGCUUCAAGAGAUACUGGAAAAUUACCAGUUGUACAGGCUUCUCCAGCUGGACCUUCCAUGCCUUUUAAGGAACAUCAUUUGAAACAGCUCAGAGCUCAAUGUCUUGUAUUUUUAGCCUUCAGGAAUAACUUAAUGCCUAAAAAGUUGCAUCUUGAGAUUGCACUGGGGAACUUCUUUUCCAAGGAAGAUGCAUCUAGCAAAGAACACAUUGACCAAAAGGGAAAAGACCAAUCUUUUGGAGGCCAGAGCAGUGGAUUCAUUUCAGAAAUGAAAGAAGGCGAAAAACUCGACAAGAUGAUAGAUAAAAAUGAGCCACCUUAUGGUCUCCCUGAACAUGUGGAGGGAAUGAGAAAUACCAUGAUUCCAAGAAAAAUUGAGCCAGAAAUGCCAGUCUUUGAAACAAAGGAACUACAGACAUCUGCAAUCAAAGUAGCACAAUCAGACCCUAUCAACAUUCCACUACACGCUGAUACCCAAGGAAAUCGACAUGGGCAUAAUAGUCAUUUGCCAAGCUGGAAGCCUCAUUCAGUAAUGGAAGGUGAAAGGCACAUGGUGAUGGUGAAGAAUGCUAAUGUUCUUGAAAAGGAUGUAAUACUUGCAGGAAACAAUCGUGAGGGAGAAGAUACUUCUGAACUAAGUACUUCACCAGCAUCACCAAAGUAUACUACAUCUGAAAAAUGGAUUGCAGAUUGCAAAAAGAGAAAAGUUGCUGCUGAUAAUAACUGGAAAGCUAAAAAGAUGAAAACAGAGCAAAGGAUCUCGGUUUGUGUUGAGAAGUUAAAGGAAACAGUUAGUUCUUCUGAAGACAUUUCUGCAAAAACCAAAAGUGUCAUCGAGUUAAAAAAGCUUGAACUUUUGAAUCUCCAGCGUCGACUGAGGAAUGAUAUACUGAAUGAUUUUUUUAGACCUAUAUCUAAUGAGAUGGAUCGCUUGAAAUCAAUCAAGAAACAUAGGAUAGGAAGAAGAUCAAAGCAACUCGAGAGGUAUGAACAGAAGAUGAAGGAAGAGAGACAAAAAAGAAUUCGAGAAAGACAAAAGGAUUUCUUUGGUGAACUGGAAUCACACAAGGAAAGACUGGAAGAUUUACAUAAAUAUAGGAGAGAAAGGGCAAAGGGGUUUAACAAGUACGUAAGAGAGUUCCAUAAAAGGAAAGAAAGACUUUAUCGGGAGAAGAUUGACAGAAUCCAAAGGGAAAAGAUCAAUCUUUUAAAAAUCAAUGAUGUGGAGGGUUAUCUUCGAAUGGUUAAGGAUGCAAAAUCGGAUCGAGUGAAGCAACUAUUGAAAGAGACUGAGAAGUAUCUCCAGAAGCUUGGAUCAAAGCUGAAAGAGGCAAAAGUUAUCAGCAGAGCCUUUGAAGCAGAUAAUGGUCUAAAUGAUAACAGUGAAUUUACUAUUGAGAAUGAAGACGAAACAGAUCAGGCCAAGCAUUACAUGGAGAGCAAUGAAAAGUACUAUUUGAUGGCUCAUAGUGUCAAAGAACUUGUAGCAGAACAGCCAGCAACUCUCAUUGGUGGAAAAUUGCGAGAGUAUCAGAUGAAUGGAUUACGAUGGUUACUGUCACUAUACAACAACCAUUUGAAUGGAAUUCUAGCUGAUGAAAUGGGCCUGGGGAAAACUGUUCAGGUUAUAUCUUUACUGUGUUACCUAAUGGAAAAUAAAAAUGAUAGAGGGCCAUUUUUGGUGGUUGUACCUUCCUCUGUUCUACCUGGAUGGGAGUCAGAAAUUAACUUUUGGGCUCCAACCAUUAACAAAAUUGUCUAUUCUGGACAUCCUGAGGAGCGAAGGAAGUUAUUCAAGGAAAAGAUAGUUCAGCAAAAGUUCAAUGUUCUUUUGACAACCUACGAGUAUCUCAUGAACAAGCAUGAUAGGCCAAAACUGAGCAAGAUACAUUGGCAUUAUAUUAUAAUUGAUGAAGGGCAUCGCAUCAAAAAUGCUUCUUGCAAGUUAAAUGCUGAGUUGAAGCAUUAUAAUAGCUCUCACAGAUUGCUGUUGACUGGAACUCCUUUGCAGAACAAUCUUGAGGAACUGUGGGCACUGCUUAACUUUCUGUUGCCAAAUAUUUUUAAUUCGGCUGAGGAUUUUUCUCAGUGGUUCAACAAACCUUUUGAAAGUAACGCAGAUAACUCCCUUGAAGAAGCUUUGCUCUCUGAGGAGGAGAAUCUAUUAAUCAUAAAUCGUCUUCACCAAGUUCUCAGACCAUUUGUUCUUAGGAGACUCAAACACAAGGUUGAAAAUGAGUUGCCUGAAAAGAUAGAGAGACUUGUAAGAUGCGAAUCUUCUGCAUAUCAGAAGAUAUUGAUGCAGAGAGUAGAAGACAAUAUGGGUGCAUUUGGUGCUACCAAGAGUCGAUCAGUGCACAAUUCUGUUGUUGAGCUACGAAAUAUAUGCAAUCAUCCUUACCUCAGCCAACUUCAUACAGAACAGGUCCAUGAUUUCAUUCCCAAGCAUUUUCUUCCUAAUGUGAUAAGAUUUUGUGGGAAGCUUGAGAUGUUAGAUCGACUACUACCCAAACUAAAAGCUACAGAUCAUCGGGUUCUUCUGUUUUCAACAAUGACUAGGCUGCUUGAUGUGAUGGAGGAUUAUUUAUAUUAUAAACAGUACAAGUACCUUCGCCUUGAUGGACAUACAAGUGGUGGUGAUCGUGGCUCCUUAAUUGACCAGUUUAACAAACCUGGAUCUCCAUUUUUCAUAUUCCUUCUCAGUAUACGUGCUGGAGGCGUUGGAGUGAAUCUUCAAGCUGCUGAUACAGUUAUCAUUUUCGACACCGAUUGGAACCCACAGGUUGAUCUGCAAGCACAGGCUAGAGCUCACAGAAUUGGUCAGAAGAAGGAGGUGCUUGUUCUUCGGUUAGAAACGGUUAAAUCUGUUGAAGAACAAGUUAGAGCUUCAGCUGAGCAUAAACUUGGAGUUGCUAAUCAGAGCAUUACUGCUGGCUUCUUUGACAAUAACACAAGUGCUGAAGAUCGAAGAGAAUACUUGGAGGCCCUGCUGCGUGAAUGUAAGAAAGAGGAAGCUGCUCCUGUUUUGAAUGAUGAUGGUCUUAAUGAUCUUAUAGCCAGGAGUGAGUCUGAAAUUGACGUAUUUGAGGAACUCGAUAAAAAAAGGCAGGAAGAAGAGAUGGCUCUGUGGAAACAGGUGGUAUCAGAACAAGGGGGGACAAGUGAUGAAGUCACACCUCCCCUUCCUUCAAGACUUGUAACAGAAGAUGAAAUGAAAUCAUUCUGUGAAGCUAUGAAGGCAAUUGAAGUUCCAAAACCAGUUGUUAUACCUGGCUAUGGAGGUAAAAGGAAGAGUGAGCUUGGGAACUUGGACACACAUAAUUAUGGAAGAGGAAAACGAGCAAGGGAGGUGCGUUCUUAUGAGGAGCAAUGGACAGAAGAUGAAUUUGAGAAAAUGUGUCAAGUUGAAGCACCAGAGUCACCAAACACCACCAAGGAAGAAGGGGAGUUGGCUGGUGGUGUCAGUGUCACAACUAGUGAAUCUGGCAUGGUUAUUGGUGCAGAAGGCACAGGGUUGCCAAACAUACAACACCCAAUGCAACCUCCUCCACCUGCAGCUUUUUCAGUUCAACAAAUCGGGGCAAGUCCACCGAUGAAACGUGGUCGUGGAAGGCCGCCUAAAAAGAAACUCCCUGGAAUUGGAGUUCCACCUCCAAUGGCGGCUCUUCAGGUUUCUCCGUUACCUGUUCCUCCACCUCUUCAUCCGAUUGGUUUACAGAUUGCUGCUCCUCCUCCUCCUAGUGUUGCUACCCCUUCUGUUCCCAAGUCAACCCCCUCUGAUGGUGGUCAGCCAACUGUUACUUUGCCUUCUGCUGCCCUGUCUGUGCCACCUGGUUUUCAGCCACCAGCCGGUCAUCCUCCUGGCUUUCAGCCAACAGUCGCACCUCCUCCUGGUUAUAAACCACUCACCUCCCCCCCUCCGGGCUAUCAGCCAAUCACCACCACCCCUCCUGGUUAUCAACCAAUAGCCACACCUACACCCACAGCCACUCCUCCACCCCCCGGAUUCCAACCUAAAAUCAGUCCACCUCCUCAGGCCACCACCAUCACUCCUUUAUCUACCUCUACCCUCCCUCCUAGUUCUCAACCAACAACCACCAUGACUCCUCCCAACCAGAAUAUCCCACCGAGUAAUCCCACUCCUAGCACUCUUUCAACCCCUACAUUACCCGUUUCAAUCCCAGUGUUCUCUCCAUCCUCUCAUGACUCAGAGUCUGCUGUAUCUCCAUCAGUGACACCUGGGGAGUGGUAG
This is a messenger RNA of Lactuca saligna, 5127 nucleotides long. The record is from the annotation of a GenBank genome assembly. Lineage: Eukaryota; Viridiplantae; Streptophyta; Magnoliopsida; Asterales; Asteraceae.